Molecule: messenger RNA, 360 nt
Organism: Metarhizium robertsii ARSEF 23
Lineage: Eukaryota; Fungi; Ascomycota; Sordariomycetes; Hypocreales; Clavicipitaceae
Exons: 1
Coding region: 1-360 (119 amino acids)
Source: RefSeq, a predicted model, not a curated record
AUGAGCCAUCUUGCCCCAUCUGCUAAGGAUAUUCGCCGCAGAUGUAUCCUCCUCAGCAACUCUGGGAAGAUGCUGUGGUCAGGGUUACAACAAAAAGCCGGUUUUAACUGGAGAGUUGAAGAGCGGAAGACGGGGAAGAGCAAGGACCGGAGAAGCUUGAACACAGAAUUUAUCUGCGUCUGCCAGCUGUUUAUGAUAGCCGAGGCCUCUUCAGUCUCGUUGCGAACGGUGUCUGGCUGGAACCCAGGCUGCUUCUCACCAUAUGAUUGCCGACGCUCAGACAUCAAGCUCCAGUCACCAAGCGACGACCUUGUGCUGCCCGGCCAGGAAGCCUCUUUGUUUGAUAUCAAGUCCAGGUGA